GUGCAAGUAGUCCCCAAGCCCUCCUGUUCUGUUCAGGAAACGGACGUCGGCACCUUGCCAGAUACGAGCCAAAUCUUUGAACCUGAGUGCAAAGUCUCGCAUCAUCCUGAGCCACCUCUUCGCGGCUUCGCCACAACAAAGACAGUUCACAUAUUCACACGCUUUUGAGCAACUCCUCCGGCGCGGACCAUUCUUAGCGUUCAGCCAUGCGCUUCGAAACCACAUUUGUGGCCGGUGUGGCAGCGCUGGCCGCAGCCACUCUCGCCUUCCCGGGUGACCUUUUAUCCAGCGGGUGCCGGCAUGACAGCGUGCACAUGGCCAAACGCCAACUGAACUCGAGCCCUGGCGAGGGUCAGAUUACUGGACCCAGUGGUGGUGCUUCCGCUGCCAACUACAAGUGCGAUCCUAACACUUGCAAACUCCCCAACUGCAACUGUGCUUCCACCAGACCGCCUGGCGGCCUUAAUCCUUCGGAAGUACCGCAGUUUAUCACCUUCACUGCAGAUGAUGCCGUGCAAUCGUACACGAUCUCUGCACUGCAGCAAUUCCUUGCUCAGCGCAAGAACCCGAACGGCUGUCCGGCGACAAUGACAUACUUUGUCUCGCUCAACUACACCAACUACUCGAUGGUCACCGACUGGUAUGUUGCUGGCAACGAAAUUGCGGACCAUACUAUCUACCACCCGGCGCAACCUGGUGCAGAUGAGAUUCGUGGAAACCUCAUUGCGCUGAAUGCGUUGUCCGGUAUCCCAUUCAAGGAGAUCAUCGGGUUCCGUGCGCCGUACCUCAACUACACCAGGGAGACGCUCGAGACACUUGCGCAGUACAAGUUUACGUACGACUCUUCUUCCUCGUCUGCUGUUCCUGUAACGGAUCCAAACACGGAUGCAUUCUGGCCGUACACUCUCGACAAUGGAAUGGCGAAUGACUGCACUGCGGUAGCAAACAUUUGCAAUGGCGAACCAAAAUUACCGGGCUUCUGGGAGAUCCCCAUGUACGGCAUCUUUGACCAGCGCGGCGCGGCUGGCGCCCACUUGAUGGACCCAUGGCUCGACACGACGAAUGCAGAUGACCUGCUUAGCUGGCUGCAGAACACAUUCCUGGCGCACUACAAUGGCAACCGACAGCCUUUCGGUCUGUACUCGCAUCCGAUCCAUCUAGCGACGAAUUACCCUGGCCUCUCUUCGCCAACUGCCAUGAUCAACGCUGUCAACAGGUUCCUUGACUGGGCUACGACGAACAGCUCGAUGCAGAAUGUGUGGAUCAUCAACAAUAGACAGCUCAUUUCUUGGAUGAAGAAUCCUGUUCCUGCCUCGCAGCUCAAUACUCUUGACGAGUUCAAGUGUCAGACACCUGUGGUCAACGCGAAGAUCUGCAACGGCAUGAUGCCGAAUGAGGCCGGUCUCUUGCAGCACUGCAUCAGCGACACACCCGGUGACGCUCUCAAUAACUCUCCAUUCUACACCUGCUAUGGUUGCCCGGUCACUACGCCUUCCCCACAGCAGCCGAACCCGCCGCAGAAGAACGCAGAUGGCAGCAACCGAACGCGCAUUGGUUCUAAUUGCGACACUCCCUGGUGGGACCCGAUCGCUGGCAAAUGCCUGUGCAGUGACAGCAGCUGCGCUUUCACCGACGGUACGCGCCCGAUUGGACCCAACGGCGCGAACCUGACCAGCUCUGCGACGACCAACAGCGAUGGCAGCGACAGCAACGGCGCGCCCGUUGAUCCGUACAAGAGCUUCAAUGCCGCUGUUGGCGGAUUCCUGCGCAGCCCCGAGGCAAUGGUGUGCGCCGCGCUCGCUGCUAUUACCGGUGGCGCUGUGGCUUUGCUCUGAGAGCAUCGCUCCUCGGGAGCCGUCCGAACAUAGCGCAUAGGGAGGCGAUGGGCGUUAAAAGCUGAGGAGUCGAGCACGCUUUCUUGAAGCACUCCUCUCAGAUGAGGCUCCCCUCCUACUGUUGGGCACCCCUUCCAUCGUACCGUUUGUGGCGGCCAGUAGCCUGGGAACUGCAUCCAUAGCUUAAGAGCCCCUUACGCUUCAGCCCCCUUUUGUAUUGCACUAUCGGCUUCUUGCGACUUCGCAUGGCAUGGACUUUUCACUUUCCACCCGCAAGACACCCCUCGAGCGCAGAGGAGUGCGUCAAUAAUGCGAUGUACAUAUGCUACAGAGAAGCAAGAUUGACAGGGUUGCUCUACGUAGACUACUAG
Tilletiaria anomala UBC 951 is the source of this 2206-nucleotide messenger RNA. RefSeq names its product left border a protein. Gene Ontology annotation, biological process: carbohydrate metabolic process. The transcript has 6 exons. The coding region runs from base 207 to 1835 and encodes 542 amino acids. NCBI's taxonomy places the organism in Eukaryota, Fungi, Basidiomycota, Exobasidiomycetes, Georgefischeriales, Tilletiariaceae. The record is from RefSeq and is a predicted model, not a curated record.